This is a messenger RNA of Lachnellula hyalina, 666 nucleotides long. RefSeq names its product NADH-ubiquinone oxidoreductase 23 kDa subunit, mitochondrial (gene nuo21.3c). Gene Ontology annotation, biological process: mitochondrial electron transport, NADH to ubiquinone; mitochondrial respiratory chain complex I assembly. The record is from RefSeq and is a predicted model, not a curated record. Bases 1 to 666 code for a protein of 221 amino acids. The transcript is spliced from 5 exons. Gene Ontology annotation, molecular function: 4 iron, 4 sulfur cluster binding; NADH dehydrogenase activity. Lineage: Eukaryota; Fungi; Ascomycota; Leotiomycetes; Helotiales; Lachnaceae. Gene Ontology annotation, cellular component: membrane.
AUGCUCGUGGUUCGCAGCCGACCAACGGCAAGGCUCUCGAAUACGGCGCGCAUCUUUUCACCCACCUCUAGCUCUCUCGCAGCUUUCUCGACAACUGGUCCUCGCGGCGCGACCCCUGCUGGACCUCCACCCGCUGGCUUCCGGUUGCCAAAGCCUGAGAGAUGGGAUCAGAGCAAGGAAUCGACGUUAGACAAGGCAGGAAAAUACUUCCUUUUGACUGAGAUGGCCAGGGGGAUGUACGUGGUGCUGGAGAACUACUUCAGACCUCCAUACACUAUAUACUACCCAUUCGAGAAGGGCCCCAUCUCCCCCCGUUUCAGAGGUGAACACGCUCUACGAAGAUACCCAACCGGUGAAGAGCGUUGUAUUGCUUGCAAGCUUUGUGAAGCCAUCUGCCCCGCCCAAGCCAUUACGAUCGAAGCCGAAGAGCGUCAAGAUGGAAGCAGGAGAACAACCCGGUACGAUAUCGAUAUGACAAAGUGCAUCUACUGUGGUUUCUGCCAAGAGAGUUGCCCAGUUGAUGCCAUCGUUGAAUCGCCGAAUGCCGAAUAUGCCACUGAGACUAGAGAAGAGCUUUUGUACAAUAAGGAAAAACUUCUUUCAAAUGGAGAUAAAUGGGAGCCGGAAUUAGCAGCAGCAGCCAGGGCAGACGCUCCUUAUAGAUGA